Molecule: messenger RNA, 705 nt
Organism: Pocillopora verrucosa
Lineage: Eukaryota; Metazoa; Cnidaria; Anthozoa; Scleractinia; Pocilloporidae
Source: RefSeq, a predicted model, not a curated record
AUGUUCCCGAAUACUUUGUUUGGAAAGCUAUACCGAGAGAGAGCUACUGUGGAAGACUGUUCAUUUCGAGGAACUUUAGAAACAGCUGUGAGAUUGUGUCAGUGGAGAAUUCAUGUCAAAGCCCGACGGAGAUACAUUCCACGAGUUGAGGAAAGAAGAGCUUAUUUUAUCUCCCAAAUACUUCAAGUUAGAGGUAAAGAAGGCAAUGAGACUAAAAGAAGCUGGAGCAAAAAAGAAAAGGAAGGACAAGAAAGGCUCAAAAGAGAAGAAAGAGAAAGACAAGAAAAGCUGAAGAGAGAGGAAAAGUAUUGGCAUGAAAGGCUAAAGAGAGAGGGAAAGGAGCCACAAGAGCCACUGGAGAGAGAGGAAAAGUAUUGGCAGGAAAGGCUAAAGAGAGAGGGUAAGGAGCCACAAGAGCCACUGGAGAGAGAGGAAAAGUAUUGGCAUGAAAGGCUAAAGAGAGAGGAUAAGGAGCCACAAGAGCCACUGGAGAGAGAGGAAAAGUAUUGGCAGGAAAGGCUAAAGAGAGAGGGUAAGGAGCCACAAGAGCCACUGGAGAGAGAGGAAAAGUAUUGGCAGGAAAGGCUAAAGAGAGAUAAGGAACCACAAGAGCCACUGGAGAGAGAGGAAAAGUAUUGGCAUGAAAGGCUAAAGAGAGAGGGAAAGGAGCCACAAGAGCCACUGGAGAGAGAGGAAAAGCAUUGA